UCAGGCUGCAGUUAGGUAGUCAUAGGGAUCCACCUAGCAGUUGCAGUGAAUGAAACUGUUAGAAAUGAAGCGAGGACCGAGGCAAUGGAAGGUGAAUGCAUGGAGGAACAGUUAAAAUGGAUCCUGUUGGCUUAUUGACUGUUCAAGAGGGAUAUUCAUUCACCAACACGGUCUGAAAAUGGCACAGACAAAACGUCAUAAUCCAGUGGACAGUAUUUGCCGAAAGAUCAAGACUAUCCAGAUGAUGGACCAGUUCUCAAAUCCUGCUCUACAGAUUCCCAAAUUUCAGUCCAGGAACUUUGAUAGCCCACAGAAUAAUGCCAGGAAAAAUCUAGAAGAGCUAUUGAAAAAAAGGACUUUUAAAAGUUAUGAUGGUAUGCCAUGUUCCAGAAGUCCUAAUAAGAAUAAUAUUUUCUCUCCAUACUUACAGGCCAUAUCCCCUAGUUUUAGAGAUGUCUCUGACUUCUAUGCUGGGAAAGCAGCCUAUUCCCUCAUUAAAAGUAAAGAGUGCAGCGGCAAGCCACGGAGACUAAUCUGCCAUAGUGAGAGCUGUUCUCCACUUAUUCUCCCAGCUAGAGAGGACAAUCCUGGCAGUCGGUCAUCUGCAGCCUCCAACUCCGAAUAUAAAGACCUAACUCAUGAAAUUAAUCACCUGACGUCAAGUCCUAACUUGCAUUUCUUAACAACUAAUCAAAAGACAAGAGAUUUUGUAUUCCUGUCUCCUUUUUCAAAGAAAUUUUCCUUGGAUGAAAGAGGAUGGAGGUCAUCACUAGAAAAUAAAGCUGAUGAUACUUAUAAUGUGAGCUUGAUCUGUGAAGAAGACUUGCUGACUACUAUCUUCUAUGCCUGUGACACAGAACGUAAAGGAAAAGUAACAGUUUCCACAAUAGUUGAUUAUAUGAGGCAUACAACUAGCCGGGGGUCAGAUGACAGUGGUCUUGAAGAGUUAUGUAAUAUGCUUGAUCCUGAUAAAAGGGAUAUUUCAAUGGACUUGGAAACAUUUCAUGCAACCAUGAAAGAGUGGAUUGAAGACUGCAGAAGAAAAUGGGAAGGUGAUGCCACCAAGGAACUAACUCUAAGUAUGGAAGACUCUGACUUGAAAUUGCAUGAAAUCAUUCCAGCAGCAAAAAAGGCUUCUGUUAGGCUGAACGUUACAUCAGGAAGCUUAGAGGCCUUUGGUGGAGAUGCAUCUAAAGGAGACUUAGAGACCUCUGACUUGAUUACCUGUGUAGCAGACCUUCAAUUUAACAACAAAAAACUUCAAGAAGAGAACAGCAAAUUAAAGCUGGUUCUGGAAAGCAUGGAGGAGGCUAACAACAGGCUAAUGGGAGACUUGGAGGAACUGCAUAAUCAAGUGAAAAGUGCCCAACAGACUGUUAUGAGAACAAAUUCACUGAAGGAGGAACUGGAAGAAAUGAAAAGUAACCUGAACUCCUUGGAAGAGAAGAGACACAAACUUCUGAGCCAGAAUAAGCAGCUUGAAAAAGAGAAUCAAUCUCUCAUACUCAAGAUUUCUAAUCUUCAAGAAGAGAAUACUAAGAAUGCUUUGGAUGCUGAUGGCCUUCAGAAAAAGAUUCUGGAGUUGGCCAAGAAAGUAUCUGAGCUCCAAAUGCAAAUACAUGUUUAUGAGACUACUGCGGUGAAUAAAGAUGCAAGUCUACUCCAGAAAGAUUUGGAUAUCAAAGAUCUUAAAUCUGCCAUUGUGGAAUACACUUCAAUAAUAGAGACUUUACGGGCAGAAAAAAAUAAACUGGUGUAUAGCAUGCAACAAAUGCAACAAGAGCUGAUUUCAAAUGGCAUACACUUCCAACUAAUAUGCAAAUAUAACAGGAACCUUCUUGAAGGGACAGAUUCCUUGCACUCUGAGUUAGAACUUGCUCAGUCUCCAGAGAUCACCAGGUUUGAAUGGACACCUUUGGAUGAAUCGCUGGACCGAGAGGUACUAUUGUUACUGCAAGGGCCUGAGAUAAUGAGAGAAGAAUUUAAGGCUACUAUCCAAAAACUGCAGGAGGAAGCCUCUGAAACUGAGGAACUUGUGGUGACCUCUUUUCAGUGGGUACCAGAUCCUGAGGUGAACAUGAGGGAAACCUGGGGGAGAGAGCUUGUGGUUCUUAAGCAAAAGCUAGAAGAAAGGAGAAAGGUCUGGUGUCAAAAACUUGAUUUCUUGAAAAAACGCACAGAAUCCCUGGAUAAAGAGUUUAUUAAGAUGUCAGGAAAUUUGAGGAGAACAAGGACAGAACAAUUUCAUUUAAGGAAGGAACUGGCUUCAAGGCAACACAAACUAGAAAAUGUCAAGCAGUUACAAGAAGCAGCUGCUGGACAAGUAGACACCCUUAGCUUCCAACUGCAAGAAGCUAGAAAACAGGUGGAAGAUUCCUGCAAACAGGCUAAGGAUCGAGAUGAGGCCCUCUACUCUGCCUGUGAAAAAGCCAAAUCUUUGAAAUGUGAAUUGGAGGAAGCCAUUUCUGAGCAGAAGAAUCUCCAGGCUAUGAAUACAUCUUUAAUGAGCAUUUGCCAGAUGCUUCAGGAAAAAAACAAGGAGCAGAAAACAACUAUUAACACUCUGCGAGAGAUGCUGUUUGAAAGGCAGCUCUGUGGAUCACUACAUCAGAGUUUUAGAGAUGGAGAGUCUGGCCAGAGUGUACUGUCUACAUCAAAUAUAAAACAAGAGACAGUAAAGCAGAAGCAACAUUGCUGCUCCCAAAGACGAGAUCAGUGCCUGGGAGUUUCCUUUGUACCUUUGUCAGGACAUGAGUGCAGGUGGUACACAUCUCUACUGGAUGCUCUGACACUGGACACACUACAGUUGAAUCCAAGAGUGCACACACAAAGUGGUUCCACAUGUACUGCAGCCAGACCUCUACCUGCAUUUGAACAGCAGGAUCUGAUAAAUGGGUCCAUCUUGGAUAUGACACCUGCAUCCCUCCAGUGGAAAAUACAUUUUGCUGGCAAACAGACUGAGGCAGAUCUUCCUGUUUCCACUACCAUGAUGGACUUGUUGCUUACUGAAGAAAGCAGUACUGGGCCAUUAACACUGGUUGACCCAGCAAUUUCCAGUGAGCAUUCAACACCAUCCUGUAAAGAAGCCCUUGGAUCCUCAUUGGAGAGUACCAAAACAUCAACAGAAUUGCUCACUAUGGAGACAAAAUCUUCUGAGUUUUCACAGGCAAAAGAGGAAGAUGUACCAACCUCUGUGGCAAUGAAGCAAGAUAAAGAUAAGGAUCUGACUGCUAAUUUGUCAGGUGCUAAUCUGACUAGGAAGUUCUGCCCAAGCACAGAAGAUCACAGAACCACACCUGAAAAUACCUUCAAGUUAAAUGUGGAGGUGGGUGAGGAAAUGGAGACUGUUAAAGAAGAAAGUGGACAAGCAUCCAUAGCAGUUCCCAGUAUCAAAGAGAAUUCACCCAUGGCAACUGGCAUUAAAGGAGCUAAAACCAAUCAGAAUGAUGAUGGCUCUCCUAAUGAAAAGGAGGUGGAGGCAGAGUUUCUCAGAUUGUCUUUGGGCUUUAAAUGUGACCUGUUUACCUUGGACAAGCGAGUGCGGCUUGAAGAAAGGUCUCGAGACUUGGCUGAAGAAAACUUGAAAAAGGAGAUCGCUAAUGGGCUGAAACUACUAGAGUCUUUAGCACCUUUGUGUGAUGAAGAUAAUCAAGCCCAAGAGAUCAUUAAGAAACUGGAGAAAUGUUUGCAGAGCCUUAGUCAGUAUGUGACCAGGGUUGCUAGUAGAGCAGAGAUGUUGGGAGCCAUCAAUCAAGAGAACCGUGUCAGUAAAGCAGUAGAAGUAAUGAUUCAACAUGUGGAAAAUUUGAAACGCAUGUAUACCAAAGAACAUGCAGAACUUGAGGAGCUGAAACAAGUUCUACUUCAAAAUGAAAGAUCAUUUAGCUCUCUUGGAGACGGAGAUGAAUCUGCAAAUAAAAGUCUUCCAAGUUCUCUCAAUUACAAGCCCUCACUACGAAGAGUUAGCAUUGCAACGUUGCCCAAAAGUACUGGAAAUGCUGGCAUUGGUCUGUCACUGGCUCAGCUAAAUGAAACUGGUGGACCAGAAAAGAGUGACAAAUUCAACAGGAGAUCAAGCAGUUGGGGAAGAUUAGGAGCAAAGCAAAAUGAGAAGCGUCCUUCACUGCAACGAUUCAUUAGCACGUAUUCCUGGACAGAAUAUGAGGAAGAAUGCUCUGAAACAAAAAACAAAAAGUUGGAACCACCAGUUGAAGAAACAAGAGGAGACCAACAGAGGAAGAUGAGUGUUGCUGAAAAAGGGAAAAAUCCAUCAAAAUGGAUUCUAAACUCGACCUGCAACAUGAUGUCUUCAUGGGUUUCUCAUCUCAAGACUUCCUUUUGUGAUGCUAACAAGACUCUAUGGAUUUCGGUUACCAUUCUGGUCCUCCUUGCUGCAUUCACAAGUUUUCUCACUGGCCUGUCUCUUCAAAGACCAGCAGAUGCAGCUCCUGUGGGAACUGGGAAUUCCUGGACUUCACUACAAAAGCUGUUGUGGCCAUAUACUGGACUUCGACACAAUGGACCACCACCUACAUAACACUGGAUUAGAACCUUUUUGGUUUGCAUAGUAAUCUUUUUUUUCUGUGUGGCAUUUUGUUGUGAACUAACAUAAUACCUCUGUUUUAGUUGAGUAAAUCUAUAGAUGUGAGGAGCUGAGAGGUGUAUUUAAAGCUAGUUUGAUGCUUUUAGACUGCUUUUGAAGUGAUUUUUUUCACCAGAGAAGCACAACUUAAACUAUCAAAAAGAGACUUUCACCUUCCAUAUUUCAUUCAGCUUUAGAAUGUUAAAAACAGGUAUUUGAAACAAUAAACAGGAUUAAAUUUCCCAACUGCUAGAGAGGAAGGAAAAUGAUAGUCUUUAAAUGCAGAAAGCUACUUUCAGUCAUUUUAAGGCUGUUGGGACUAUCUGAAUGUGAAAUGAUGGAUUUCAAAGCUGACUUUA
This is a messenger RNA of Gavialis gangeticus (Gharial), 4941 nucleotides long. RefSeq names its product lymphoid restricted membrane protein (gene IRAG2). Bases 179 to 4537 code for a protein of 1452 amino acids. Gene Ontology annotation, cellular component: endoplasmic reticulum membrane. Lineage: Eukaryota; Metazoa; Chordata; Crocodylia; Gavialidae. The record is from RefSeq and is a predicted model, not a curated record. The transcript has 41 exons.